AUGGCCAUGGAGGGAAACGGCAGAGAACCGGAGAACACUGAUGACGCCCCGAUUCGACCCGUGUCUUCGUUACUCUCGCACUUUGAACAUCUGUCUCACAGCAGGUCCCAAUCUACUGUACCGACCAGCCCGCACGAAUCCGCCAACCGCCUGCGCACCCCCGAGCCCGGCGAUGAACCCCGGUCUUCUUCCGCUCGUACCUCGCUAGACCUGCCCCGGUCACGUUCUCCGUGGAAUCAAGCAGCGGAGACCAAUCGAGACAGUCGUCUUGAACAGAGCAAUGGCCAGCAGAUACGGGCCAGUGGCUCACCCAGGAGCCGACCUGGCCGGCCCAUGUUGAUGAACCUGCAGAGCUCGCCGCCGCAACUCACACCGACACUGGCCAUUCACUCGCCGAAAUCACCACCCAGGAGUCAAGAGCGGGAGAAGAAGGGGGACAAUCGGUUCUCUCGAAGCCUCUCUCAUCGUCCCCGGGCGUCCUUGUCGACAGGCGUCUCUCCAGCACCUCUGCAUCGGCCGACGACGCCUCAAUUGGGGUCUUCUGUUCCGGUGGGUACAACCGGGCCCCGGCUUUCACCUGGGGCAUCUACUGUCAAUGGAGAUGGUAUGCCCACGGAUCGGAAAUCGAAGAGUGCCUCGCUGCCGCCGCCAGUCAACAGAGUAGACAAACCAAAGAUUCCUGCGAAGCCAGCCAUGUUGUCCCACCACGAGUCAGGGUCUCUAACUCCCCGUCCAGAAGGGGCAUUUUCUGAAGACCGAGUCUCUCCUUUCAGCACUCCUCCCAGCAGCCCGGAGAAGACACCCACCAAACCUCUGCAGACUGGGAAAAUCUCCCCUAUUCCGCCGUCGCGCCCGCUGACAGAACCCCCAGGCCGACAGGUGCUUGACAGUCGGUCACCAGCGCCGAGUGCCUAUGCGAGAUCGGACGCAAGAGAAAUGGGCUUUACACGGACUCGUCCAGGCCUGGAACCCACGCGUGAUACCAAACCGUUAAUGAUCCAAAUUCCGCCACCGCCCACCGUAUUCCCAGACACCGCUUUGACUGCGUCGCCAUUAUCAGCCCAAAAGCUUCGGGCUGGUGGUAAUAGCCCUCACGAUCGCCCAGGACUUCCACCCAGGCCGAAUCGACGAAGCGGGUUCUCCCCUGCCCCAGAAUUAACGCCACGGGCUGUCAGUCCGGCACAGCGGUCGCCUAUUCCUCGACCUGCGCCUUCGAUUGCCCAUACAAACGAAGGCCAUUCUACACCGCGAAUUCAACGACAGCAAUCUUUACCACGCGAGUCGCGUUUUAUUUCCCAAGAGAGGCGCACGGGGCGGACCGAUACCGAGGAGGAAGAACAGACGACGGACGAGCCGCCUAUCUCGCGAACCGACUAUCCCGAUUCAUCACAAGCAAACCGCCGACCUCCAUUCCUCCAAGUGGGCCCCAAAUCUAUCCUCACGGGGUACGACACCCGAUUGCUCCGGGUAUGUGGCAAGUACGUGUGCACGACAGGCUACUUGACGCGCGUGUGGGAUCUCACAACUGGCGAACAAUUAAUGAGUAUCAGCCAUGGCGAGACCGUCAAAAGUUUGUCUCUGGCAUUUAAGCCGGGUGUAGGGCUUGAAGACGAAGGCCAACGGAUCUGGAUUGGGACCAGCGCCGGAGAUCUGCAGGAGAUUGAUAUCCCAUCACAAUCCAUCGUGGCCACUCGAGCCUAUCCCUCGCGGCGGGAGGUCAUCCAGAUUUUGCGCCACAAGAAGGAGAUGUGGACUUUGGAUGAUGAAGGGCGGCUGCUUGUUUGGCUUCCGGACGAAUCUGGGAUUCCCAGUCUACAGUAUAGCUACCACAGCCCACACGAGCGUGUAGCUCGUGGGCAUACCUUCUCCAUGGUGGUGGAAGAUAAGCUCUGGCUGGCAGCAGGCAAGGACGUGCACGUUUACCGUCCCAACGCUCGCGAGGAUGCCGCGUUCAGGGUCUUUAAGCGGCCACUUGGUCUGCAGAAUUCGGGUGAAGUCACAUCCGGCACUUACACCACCAAGGACGGUGGCAGGGUGUAUUUGGGCCACGCAGACGGAAAAGUGACGGUCUAUUCCGCGACGGACUAUACCUGUCUGGCUGUGGUUAAUGUCAGCGUAUACAAGAUCAAUUGCCUCAGUUAUGUGGGGGAUUAUUUGUGGGCCGGCUAUAAGACUGGCAUGAUCUACGUGUACGAUGUCAGUACUAACCCGUGGACUGUGAAGAAGGAUUGGCGCGCCCACGAUAGCCCCGUAUGCGGUUUCGUGUUGGAUACGAGCAGCGUGUGGACGAUGAAUCGCUUGCAAGUCACUUCCCUCGGAACGGACAAUUGCAUUCGUCUUUGGGAUGGAAUGUUGGAGGAUGACUGGCUAGACGCUCGAAUGCAGAGCAAAGAUGUAGACUUUUGCACUUUCCGAGAAAUCCGCGCUGCCAUUGUGACCUGGAACGCAGGCGCGUCGACCCCAGGCAGCGUUCGCACUUCGGAUUUCAUUCGGGAUGCCGUUCAUCCGGAGGAUCCGCCGGAGAUUAUAGUCUUUGGAUUCCAAGAGCUGGUCGACCUUGAAAACAAGAAGAUCACAGCCAAGAGCCUAUUUCUCGGAAGCAAGAAAAAAGAGCACGGUAAAGAGGAGCAUACGAGUCGCCAGUAUCGGGUGUGGAUCGACCAUUUGACUCGGUGCCUUCAUGAAUGCAUGCCUCUGGAAGAGUCUUAUGUGUUGCUGCACUCGGCGAACAUGAUCGGAUUGUUCACUUGUGUUUUCGUCAAGCACAAGGAGCGCCACAAUGUUAAGAAUAUCAGCGCUUCGGAAAUCAAGCGAGGGAUGGGCGGAUUGCAUGGGAACAAGGGCGCUCUCGUUCUCCGAUUUGUUCUGGAUGACAGCUCGUUGUGUUUUGUAAACUGCCAUUUGGCGGCAGGGCAGACACAGACGGCUCACCGCAAUAACGACAUCGCCGCGAUCCUAGAGGCGGAGUCACUGCCUCCGGAGACCAGCAUCACGGCACGACUCGAUCAGUACGCGAGUGGUGGAGAUGGAUCAAUGAUCAUGGACCACGAGGUGUGCAUUAUCAACGGCGACCUGAACUACCGCAUCGAUGCAAUUCCUCGCAAUACAAUCAUUGAUGCCAUCCGGCAAAACAACCUGCCUAAACUGCUCGAGCGCGACCAGCUGCUGGCAUCUCGACGCAAGAACCCCGGCUUCCGGCUACGCAGCUUCACCGAAGCACCCAUCACGUUUGCACCAACCUACAAGUACGACGUCGGCACGGAUGACUACGACUCAAGCGAGAAGAAACGGUCCCCCGCGUGGUGUGACCGGAUUCUGUACCGGGGUUCUGGCCGAGUAAAGCAGCUUGAGUACCGUCGGCACGAGGUGCGGGCCUCCGAUCACCGGCCUGUCAGCGCGAGCUUCGCAGUCCGGGUCAAGACCGUCCUACCGCAAGAGCGGGCGGCCGCGUGGGAGCUGUGCCAGCAUGAAUUCCAGGACGAAAAGCGACGGCUUGCAUCCGAUGCCAGCAUCGAGUACCUCAUUACCGUACUCGGCACCGACCCCCGACAAGCCCGUGCGCUGAUUCUGGGGAAGGAUCAGAAGUAG
Molecule: messenger RNA, 3588 nt
Organism: Penicillium lagena
Lineage: Eukaryota; Fungi; Ascomycota; Eurotiomycetes; Eurotiales; Aspergillaceae
Product: putative inositol polyphosphate phosphatase
Exons: 5
Coding region: 1-3588 (1195 amino acids)
Biological process (GO): phosphatidylinositol dephosphorylation
Molecular function (GO): protein binding; phosphatidylinositol-4,5-bisphosphate 5-phosphatase activity
Source: RefSeq, a predicted model, not a curated record